AUGUCCGGUACUCUAUUCAUCCUCGAUGUCCCCACCAUGACAUGGACUCAAGGACCAGGUUCUACACCUCGAAUGGGCAUGGUCUGUGCCGUUUCUGGAGAUUACUUUAUCGUCUGGGGUGGAAUUUCGUGGGACAAUGCCGCGGCCCCUGUUCCAUUAUCAGAUACCCCCAUCGUUUACAACAUCAACCUGACACAAUGGACGUCAACUUUCGUCCCCAGAGCAAAGGAAACACCAACAACAACAAUAAUAACAACGUCGACAGCGGUACCAACAGAACCAAUAGAGCCAACAGCACCAACAGGAUCAACAGAGCCAGGAGUCGCUAACCCGGUGACAGAAGAAGCAACCAGCAGCAGGAGUCACAAAGCCGUAAUCAUUGGCACUUCAGUCGGUGGUGGAGUAUUCCUCAUCGUCUUGAUUGUCUGCGGAGUGUGCCUCUGCAAGAGGCGCCGUCGUGCCCAGCAGCAGCAGCUACAUAAAAAAAUGCUGGAAGAGCCCACGAAAAAGUUCCAGUUCCGUAUCGUCCAACAGCCCGAAACAGAUGCCACCAUAGAGCCGACAUUCUAUCCAACCCGCCCCUUCAGAAUCACGCCACCAACGACUCCGAAAAAAUCAAAGCAAAAACUCGGCGACAGAUCGGAGAAAGAUCGACUGAAUUCUCCUACACACUGGAACUCUUCGCAUUCUCAUAGUGACCGAUCCUUGACGUCCCCGUCGACAUCGACGCUUGUCACCUCUAACAUCGAUACCAACACUACCGCCACGAUACUUCCUCAGCAUAUUGUCACACUCGACCGCUUCGAGGCUGAACGCAAUCGCUAG
Molecule: messenger RNA, 825 nt
Organism: Linnemannia hyalina
Lineage: Eukaryota; Fungi; Mortierellomycota; Mortierellomycetes; Mortierellales; Mortierellaceae
Source: the annotation of a GenBank genome assembly